Molecule: messenger RNA, 1754 nt
Organism: Aegilops tauschii subsp. strangulata
Lineage: Eukaryota; Viridiplantae; Streptophyta; Magnoliopsida; Poales; Poaceae
Source: RefSeq, a predicted model, not a curated record
CCGAACAGGGUGAGGCGACGAUGAGCCUGUCAAUGGGCGCGUGCCCCCACGCGUGGCAGCAGCACCACCUACACCACCGCGGGCGCAUGUGGGCCGCCUCCCCGGCCUUCCGCAGGCAGCUCUUCCUGCUCCGCUCUCUCGCGCCCACCUGCGCAGACGGCGGUCGCGCCUCCUCGAGCUCUCUUCGGCCCCACUUGAUGUAUGCGGCGGCCGGGCCGGUGUACGAGGCGGACGCGGAGGCGGUGGUCCGGCGAAUCACGCCGCCGCUCGACCGCGCAAGGCACAAGGGUCAGGCAGGGAAGAUAGCAAUAAUUGGUGGAUGUCGCGAGUACACUGGUGCUCCUUAUUUUGCCGCUAUCUCUGCGUUGAGAGUUGGCGCAGACCUCUCACAUGUUUUCUGCACAAAAGAUGCUGCAACAGUAAUCAAGAGCUAUAGCCCGGAGUUGAUUGUGCAUCCAAUAUUAGAGGAGUCCUACAGCGUAAGGGAUGAUGAAAGAGAAUCUGUUUCUUCUAGCAUUCUCGCUGAAGUUAUAAAGUGGAUGGAGCGCUUUGAUUGCAUUGUUGUUGGCCCCGGCCUUGGAAGGGACUCAUUUCUUAUGGAUUGUGUCGGUAAUAUCAUGAGGCAUGCACGACAGGCUAAUAUCCCAACUGUUGUUGAUGGGGAUGGCCUUUUCCUUAUAACCAAUAACAUUGGUCUUGUUGAAGAUAACUCUCUUGCCAUCUUAACGCCAAAUGUAUACGAGUACAAGCGUCUUGUCCAGAAGGUUCUUAACUGUGAAGUAAAUGAGGAAAAUGCUUCUGAGCAACUGACUGCACUUUGCCAAAAAAUUGGUGGUGUAACUAUCAUGAGGAAAGGAAAAGCAGAUCUAAUUAGUGAUGGUAAAAAAGUCACACAAGUGAGUACCUUUGGUUCUCCAAGGCGAUGUGGUGGUCAAGGCGACAUUCUCUCUGGAAGCAAUAUCAGUGUUCUAAUGGCAAGGAUACAUUUUUUUAGCAUAUAUUUUUAGGUAACCAAAUGAACCAACAUUAUGAGAGUGGUUAUUUCUACUCUAACCUGCUUUCUUUCUCUCUAAACUUUAGAGGCUUAAUGGUUGUAAUCAUAGUCGAUGUCAAAUCACAAACACGCUUGACGCUUCUAAACUUCGAAUGAUGUGUGCCUAGGCUAUAUUUAACACAGCAAAUAGACCAAACCCAUUCCACACAAGCAUACUUCUAUUGAGCUCAUGUGAUAUGUGUUGAGGUUUGCUCAGCACAUCUACAUCUAAUGCUUGGAACAUAUGUAUUGGAUCCAUAAUUGCGUUGCAGGGUUAUAUUGUUGUGGUUAAUUACCUGAGAUUCACCUUUGUGUGUUGCUUUGAUUUUUCUUCUAACAGUUAUACUUUAAUCAUAAUUGAUUGAACUUUCUUCUGAUAAUUGCCUAGCUUAGUUCUAAACUUGUAAGGUGCUUAGUUAGUACUCCCUCCGUCCCAAAAUAAGUGUCUUAAGCUUAGUACAACUUUGUACUAAAGUUAGUACAAAGUUGUUUGGGACGGAGGGAGUAUUAUCUAAACAAUAUUAUGAUAGUGAUAGGUCAACAUUAUGUUUCGGACAUCACUGAAGUAUUGGUCUUUUUGGCAUGUUAUGUAUGGUUUUUUUAGGCGUUCAAUCAAUGAAAAAUAAUAAUACAAGUAACCAUGACAUUUUAUGUUUCCUAUAUCUCAAACACACUCCAUUUGAAACCAAGGUUGGUUGAUUUGUUAUCUAAUCUUGUUUAC